Lathyrus oleraceus (garden pea) is the source of this 2355-nucleotide messenger RNA. Its product is annotated as CRS2-associated factor 1, chloroplastic. The transcript has 5 exons. Gene Ontology annotation, molecular function: RNA binding. Lineage: Eukaryota; Viridiplantae; Streptophyta; Magnoliopsida; Fabales; Fabaceae. Gene Ontology annotation, biological process: Group II intron splicing. Bases 230 to 2230 code for a protein of 666 amino acids. The record is from RefSeq and is a predicted model, not a curated record.
UUGUCAAUUAAAUUUUGUAAAUAAUCUUGGUCUCAAAAAAGAAAAACACGCAAUCUCUGUUAUCGGGAAGGAAGAAGAAAAAAACUCAGCUGUUUCGGAUAACGUUGGUUUGUGUUGACAACAGCCGUCGCGAAGAAUCAACCAAAACGACGACGCAUCUCGCUGUAAGUGGCUCACUCCAUCACAUCUCAUCACUUUACCGAGAAAUGCGAAACACUUUCUCUUUCCAAUGGCUCUGAAACUCCCAUUCACUCUCCCCAUCUUCUCCUCACCCAUUGACCCGAAUCCGAAUCCGCAUCCGAACCCGCAUCCGCGUCAAUCCACCAAACUCCAUUCCUCCCGCUCCAACACCGCCAACUUCCCGGAACCCAACUUCACCGGAAAACACCGCAACAACAACAAACCAGCAAAGCCCAAAGUGAGUCCACACUCACACCCGGCGCUAAAGUUCUCCAAUAUCCCCAAACAGAAACUAAGAUCAGUUAACAAACCUCCCGAUAAUGUGAAGAUUAGCGACGACGGACUCUCAUACGUAAUUGAGGGUGCUCCGUUUGAAUUCAAGUAUAGUUACACUGAAACCCCCAAAUCGAAGCCAUUGAAAAUGCGUGAACCGGCUUUUGUUCCGUUUGGACCGGUUACUAUGCCGAGACCUUGGACCGGUCGGCCUCCGCUUCCUCCGAGUAAGAAGAAGUUGAAGGAGUUUGAUUCCUUUGUGCUUCCGCCGCCGCAUAAGAAGGGAGUUAAACCGGUUCAGUCUCCCGGUCCGUAUUUGCCGGGGACUAGCCCUAGGUAUGUUUGGUCCAGAGAAGAGAUAUUGGGUGAACCAUUGACGAAGGAGGAGAUCAAGGAGUUGGUUCAAAGCUCCUUGAAAUCUAGUCGCCAACUCAAUUUGGGUAGAGAUGGUUUCAUACAUAACAUGUUGGAUAAUAUACAUGCUCAUUGGAAGCGCAAAAGGGUGUGCAAGAUCAAGUGUAAAGGAGUGUGUACUGUUGACAUGGAUAAUGUGUGUCAGCAGUUGGAGGAAAAGACAGGAGGGAAGGUCAUUUACAGAAGCGGUGGUGUUCUUUACCUUUUUCGAGGAAGAAAUUACAAUUAUAAAACACGUCCGCGUUUUCCUCUCAUGUUGUGGAAACCCGUGCCUCCAGUAUACCCGAGGCUGAUUCAGCAAGUUCCAGAAGGUCUAACGCUAGAAGAAGCAACUGAAAUGCGUCAAAAGGGAAGGACAUUGAUUCCCAUAUACAAGCUAGGAAAAAAUGGUGUUUAUUAUAACCUUGUAAACAAUGUUAGAGAGGCAUUUGAAGAGUGUGAACUAGUACGGGUAAAUUGUCAAGGACUAAAUAAAAGCGACUAUCGAAAGAUUGGAGCAAAACUAAGGGAUCUUGUUCCGUGCACGUUGAUUUCAUAUGAAAAUGAGCAUAUACUUAUGUGGAGAGGACGAAGUUGGAAGUCCUCUUUACCAGAUCUCGGAGAUGACCGGAAGGAAGCCAAUAAAAUUGAUGUUGCCAAUGAAAAUUACCAAACACCAGAGUCAGAAGCCCUUGGUGUCUCGGCACCAACUCUACAGAGUAAUAACACAGAACCUGCAAGCAAUUUAUCACAUGACAAUAGUCAUAAGAUUGAGAUUCCAUGUCCCACCGAAAAUAGCAAGCAAUCUAUGACUGUGAUAGCCGAAACUUCACUCCCAAAAGACUACGAUGGUAGCCACAUCGAAUGCCCCUCAAAACCUAUGAAUGAUAGACAUGGAGCUGUGGAUAUAAUGGACGACAAAAGCGUCACUCACAGUCAUUCUACUUCAAUUUCAAGAGCAGGUGCAAUGGUAGGUGAUUCUGCAACAACUGAUGUCAGUCAGUUACCAAGGUCAGCUGCCCCUUGUAUGAAAGGAAUUUCAUUACUAUUGGAGCAAGCUAUUGAGCUAGGCAGUGCACUUGUUUUAGAUAAAGAUUUGUUGGAUGCAGACAAUAUUUAUCGAACCACAGUUUCCUUUGCCAAAUCAGCUCCACCUGGACCUGUUUUUAUGAAACAUAGAAAGGAGGCUGCCGUGGUUCAAAAAAGUGACAAGCAAGAAGCACCUGCACCGGCAUUGGAGACAAGAGAAACUACCACUCUUACCACAAAAGGUACGAGGGAGAAGAGGCCUAGAAUUCGAAAAGAAAAAUUUGAUGAGAGAUUUAUGAAUCUUGUUCCACACGGAACAUUAGGAGUUGAUGAACUUGCUAAACUACUAACAUGAUACUGGCUGGAAUUAUGAUGCAUUUUUUUGCCAACUGAAUCUUACUUGGUGCAUCUGUAAACGAAAAAAUGUUACUACUUUUUAUCAUAUGUUGUUACUUAGUGAAUCAUAGUAAUUUUUUAUUC